ACUCGCGUUUCGUGUGUUGAGCGCACACAAACGGACAUUCCUUUAAAUUCAAGUUCUCUUUCAAAAGCCUCAUACGAGGCUAUCAAAGAGGACGAUAUACCCACGUUCCUAUUCCUCCAUCCUUCAUGUGAUAGUAUUUCGCUUGACAGUUAUUUUGUAUAAGCAAGAAACAGUGAAAGUUAUUGAUUCAUAUUGUGAACUACGUUUCAGUGAUAUUUCGUGCUCCUUUUUCCGCGGGGAAUAAUUGUAGGAAAUUAUUAAAAAAAAAAGAUAGACAAAAUGAAAGUGGGACUGUUAAAAACUUUCUUACAUUAUUUCAACCUGCAACAGGGUACAGUGUUGAUAGCUGUAUUUCAAUUGUUUACAUCCGGGUUUAGUAUGAUAUUUUUCGUGCUGGCAUUAGCACAUGCGAUGGGAAUUCAAGAAAUGGUGGUAAGAGAUACAGAAGACGCUCUCGAAAGGGAAGCCUUAGAAGAUAUAUCGUCUAAUCACUUAAAUACCAGAAAAAUGGAUAUGGCACAUCAUAAUGCAACUGAAACAGUUUAUUCGAUGUAUUGUGGAUUAGUGAUCACAGUGAUACAUUUUAUUUCCACUAUUCUACUUUUAUAUGGUGCACUCACGAAUAAUCGUCAUUUUAUGACACCCUGGAUGAUGAUUAUGAUGACAAUAAUAUCAGCUUUGACAAUUUCUUUGUUCUUGGUACAACAAGAUUGUCCGUUUAUUGCUACCCUCGGUGGCAAAGCUGAUAUUUGUGAACGUAUAAUUGUUCUCUUUCUCGUAAUCACUAGUUCUUACGUAUGGUUCGUCGUCUACAGUAGUUACAAAAGUCUCGAAACGAAAAAGGGAUUGACUCACGUUCUUCACGAUAUGAAGAAAAAUCCCGUAAUUCCAGUCGUGCAAAAAUCGAAAGCCAUUCAGGCAGACGCGAAUAAACCGUUCGAAGUUUAAAAAUACUAUACUGGUAGCGAUAGAAAAUCGGAUUUAUAAUGAUUGUGAAAGAGCGCAAUCGAUGACGAAGAGCUCUUAUUAUCGAAAGAUAUUCUUAAAAUGACAGUGUUUUUUAAACAAAUUUUAAAAUCAGACGACAAGACCUAUGAUUUAAAUCUUGUCAUCUAAAGUUUUAUAACUUAGUCAAAUAUGAAUGUGUUUCAUUUUUGACGAAAAAAGAGAAAUUAAAAGAUUGAAAUAGUGAACAAGAACACGUGACAAACUUAUGUUA
Molecule: messenger RNA, 1219 nt
Organism: Apis dorsata (giant honeybee)
Lineage: Eukaryota; Metazoa; Arthropoda; Insecta; Hymenoptera; Apidae
Exons: 6
Coding region: 280-948 (222 amino acids)
Source: RefSeq, a predicted model, not a curated record